This is a messenger RNA of Cydia fagiglandana, 796 nucleotides long. RefSeq names its product larval cuticle protein LCP-17-like. Gene Ontology annotation, molecular function: structural constituent of chitin-based larval cuticle. Gene Ontology annotation, cellular component: chitin-based extracellular matrix. The transcript has 6 exons. Bases 41 to 796 code for a protein of 251 amino acids. NCBI's taxonomy places the organism in Eukaryota, Metazoa, Arthropoda, Insecta, Lepidoptera, Tortricidae. The record is from RefSeq and is a predicted model, not a curated record.
UUUGAGGGUCAGACUGUGUUCGGACGACCUACCUAGCAAAAUGAAAUUCCUAGUCGCCUUCGCCCUGGCCGUGGCCUGCGUCCACGCUGAUGUGUCCCACGUGGUCCGCUCCGGCGAGCAGGCCGCCGAGGUCAUCAGCUCUGUCUCUGACGUCCGUCCCGACGGCUUCAACUACGCUUACGAGACCAACAACGGCAUCCAGGCUCAGGCUGAAGGUGUUGUGCAGGAUGUGAACUCGGCCGCCGAGGUCGUCAGCUCUGUCUCUGACGUCCGUCCCGACGGCUUCAACUACGCCUACGAGACCAACAACGUCCACGCUGACGUGUCCCACGUGGUCCGCUCCGGCGAGCAGGCCGCCGAGGUCGUCAGCUCUGUCUCUGACGUCCGUCCCGACGGCUUCAACUACGCCUACGAGACCAACAACGGCAUCCAGGCUCAGGCUGAGGGUGUUGUACAGGAUGUGAACUCGGAAUACCCUAAACAAGUAGUCCGAGGAUCGUACAGCUACCGCGGAGAUGAUGGCCAGACCUACCAGGUCAACUACGUCGCUGACGAGAACGGCUUCCAGCCCGAGGGCGCCCACCUCCCCGUACCCCCGGCAAUUCCUGAGGCCAUCGCGCGCUCCAUCGAGUACAUCCGCACCCACGCUCCCCAGGAAUCCGUCCGCGCCGCCGCCCCCGUCGUCUCUGCCCCCGUAGUCUCCGCUGCCCGUGCCGUUGUGGCCCCAGCCCGCGUCGUUGCCACCGCCAGCGCUAGCGCCUUCAGACAACCCAACAAGCAAUUCGGCCGCUUCUAA